This is a messenger RNA of Poecilia reticulata (guppy), 2884 nucleotides long. Its product is annotated as NLR family CARD domain-containing protein 3-like. Gene Ontology annotation, biological process: regulation of apoptotic process. The record is from RefSeq and is a predicted model, not a curated record. Lineage: Eukaryota; Metazoa; Chordata; Actinopteri; Cyprinodontiformes; Poeciliidae.
UCUCCAGUUGACUCUGACUCGGUUUGUGUGAACAGAAGGAGAAGCAAAGAUCUGAUCAGGUAAAAGAUGGCGCAGCAGCAAGAAGUGAAUUUUGAGGAAAAACUUUUCAAUGUUCGUAGUGAGUUUGUGGAAAGAGUUUCUGAGGAAAUCCUAAAUCAGCUCCUCGAUGGCCUCCUAUCAGAUUGUGUCUUUAUUCUUUCGGAGAAAGAGAAUAUACUUCAGAAGAACCAAACCAGAGCAGACAAGGCCCGCGACACCAUAGAUUCUGUGAUAAAGAAAGGAAAAAGAGCCAGCAGAUUGACGAUCCUACGUCUUCACCACAAAGAUCCAACUCUGUCCAACCAGCUGGGUUUGUCCUCAGAUUCCUUUGGUCUAGAUUUUGAUGUUCGGUGUCGACAGGAGCUUAAAGAGCAUCUGAAGAAGAAGCUCCAACGUCUCUCUGAAGGCAUUGCUGAACAUGGAAAUAAAACAGCUCUGAAUGAGAUCUUUACAGAGCUCCACAUCACAGAGGGGUUAACUAGAGAGGUCAACCAGGAACAUGAGGUCAGACAGAUUGAACAAGAAUCCAGGAAACAAGAAACAAUCAGAAGAGAAGAUAUCUUUAAUGUCCUACCUGGAACAGAUCAACCAAUUAGAACAGUGAUGACCAUGGGAGUGGCUGGCACUGGGAAAACCAUCUUAACAAGGAAGUUCACUCUGGACUGGGCUGAAGGCAAAACCAACCAAGAUAUUGAUUUCAUAUUUCCCAUCGCUUUCAGCGAACUAAAUAAUUUGAAAGAAGAAAAGUUCAGCAUGGUGGAGCUGAUUCAUAGUUUGUUUCAUAAAACCAAAGGAAUCAGCAACUUUGAAGCAUUCCAAGUUCUGUUCAUCUUUGAUGGCCUGGAUGAGAGUCGACUUCCUCUGGACUUCGAAAACACUAAAACAUUAACUGACCCUGAACAGUCCAUCUCAGUGGAUGUUCUGAUGAUAAACCUCAUCAGGGGAAAACUGCUUCCCUCUGCUCUCCUCUGGAUAACCACAAGACCUGCAGCAGCCAGUCAGAUUCCUGCUGAGUUCACUGACAUGGUGACAGAGGUCAGAGGGUUCACUGACCCCCAGAAGGAGGAGUACUUCAGGAAGAGAUUCAGAGAUAAAGAGAAGGCCAGCAGGAUCAUCUCCCACAUCCAGAAAUCAAAAAGUCUCCACAUCAUGUGUCACAUCCCAGUCUUCUGCUGGAUCACUGCUGAAGUUCUGGAGAAUGCGAUAAUGACCAAAGAUGCAGGAGACAUGCCCAAGAUGCUGACUGAGAUGUACAUAGAGUUCCUGCUGGUUCAGCUCACAUUCAAGAAGAAAAAGUUUGGAGGUGCUGAAAAAGUGGCUGAGAACAAGAAGCUGAUUGUUUCUCUAGGAAGACUGGCUUUUGAGCAGCUGCUGAAGGGAAAGAUGAUCUUUGAUGAAUCAGACCUCACACAGUGUGACAUCAAUAUCAAAGAUGCUUCAUUGUUCUCAGGAGUUUUCACUGAGAUGUUUAAAAAGAAGAGAGGGACGCGCAACAUCUCUGUCUACUCCUUUGUCCAUCUGAGCAUCCAGGAGUUUGUGGCUGCAGUCUACAUGCUCCACUGUUUCACCAGCAGGAAGUCAGAGGUGAUCCAGACGUUCCUGGGAGAAGAAUACAGAGAAACAUCUCUAGAUGAGUUCAUGAAGAAAGUCAUGGAGAAAUCCCUCAGCAGUAAAAAUGGCCACCUGGACCUGUUUGUCCGCUUCCUUCAUGGUCUCACUGUAGAGUCCAACCAGAGUCUCUUAGGAGGCAUACUGGGUCAAACAGAGAACAGUCCAGAAACCAUCCGGAAAGUCAUCACCAACCUGAAGGAGAUGAACACUGAUAGUAUCUCUCCUGACAGAAGCAUCAACAUCUUCCACUGUCUUGUGGAGAUGAACGACAUCUCAUUUUAUCAGGAGAUCCAAAGGCUGCUGGAUUCAGGGAAGAAACUCUCAGUGACUGACUGUUCAGCUCUGGCCUUCAUGCUGCAGAUGUCAGAGGUUCUGGAUGAGUUGGACUUGCAGAAGUACAACACAUCAUGGGAUGGACGACGGAGACUGCUUCCAGCUUUGAGGAACUGCAGAAAGGCUCGACUUGGUGGCUGGAGGAUCCAAAAGGUUGAUUGUGAAGUUGUGGUCUCAGCUCUGAAGUCCAACCCAGAUCUGACUGAACUGGAAAUAAGUGAGAUCGACAUAUAUAAAGGUGGAGAUGCUGAUAUGAAGCCUGUGUCUGAGAUCCUGGAGAGUUCCGUCAGUAAAGUGAAGAAUCUGGGAUUGGAGAGCUGCAGUUUGUCAGAGACCAGCUGGACUUCGCUGUUCUCAGCUCUGAAGUCCAACCCGACCCAUCUGAUAGACUUGGAGCUGGACAACACUAUUCUGGGAGAUUCUGGAAUGAAGGAGCUCUGUGGUUUUCUACAGACUGAAGGCUGCCAACUGGAGAAUUUGAGAUUGUUGAACUGCUGGAUGUCAAAGAUCAGCUGUGGUUAUCUGACCUCAGCUCUGAAGUCCAACGACCUCUAUAUGACAAAACUGGACCUGAGAGGAAAUAACCUGGAGGAUUCAGAUGUUCGGCAGCUGAAGCGUUUUGUAGACACGUUAGAGUGGGAUUCUGUCCAUUCUUCCCGUCGCGGAUCCAGCUUUGUCACCGUCAUUAAAGAAUUUUUAAAGUGAUCUCUGUAAAAUAGAGAAUGGUGUCUGUGUCCUGCUGAUCCUCAGACGUUGAAGCUGCAGCAGUUAGAGUAAAAAGAGACUCUGACUGGAUCAUGAUGAUGACCUCUGACCUCAAAAAUUUUCCUCCUGUUCAUUUUCUCAUGUCUGUCUGAUAUUGUUUGUCUCUUUGGAACAAUAAAGAUCCAAUUCAAACUGG